AUGUCUGAUACAAACUUGCAGAACAUUUUUGAUAAUUUUGAUUAUGUUCUUAAUGAUUAUGAUAAUUUGGAAAGUAUAGCCUUUGCUAAAAAUCUUACAUCAAAGAGUAUUAUAGAGAAUAUUAGAAGUGAUAAUAAGAACAAAAAUAAUGAUAUAUUUUUAUUAAAAAAUAUCAAUGAUAUUGAUACCAAUACCAAAGUAAAUGUUAAUACAUCAAUAAUUUCAAUAUUUGAUUUAGAGUUGAUUACAUUAGGAUCAAUUGAUGGAAAUGAAUAUUUUGUUAUAAACGCAAUAAAUGCUAAUGAAUCUUUAUUAGAAUAUCCAAUUUUAGAUAUUAAUAAUGGUUCCAUUUAA
Messenger RNA from Funneliformis mosseae, 354 nucleotides. The record is from the annotation of a GenBank genome assembly. Lineage: Eukaryota; Fungi; Glomeromycota; Glomeromycetes; Glomerales; Glomeraceae.